AUGGCAAACCCACAAGAAGCAAACAAGAAGGGCCUGAAGAAGGAGCAGGCCAACAAUGCCAAGGCCAUGAGUGCAUGUGCCGAGGCUAUCAAGGCCCUAGUCAAGCCCAAGGAGGUCAAGCCCGGGAUCCCAAAGAACAGCAGUCACAAGUUCAAUCAAGUUGCUCACAUCUCUCACCCCACGCUUGGGAAAAGUGUUUGUGCCCACAUCAAAGGGUCUCAGGCUCUGCCAGCCAAAGUCCAAGGCUCAAACCAGAUCCAGACUGCAGCUGUGGCUGUAUCUACAGCUCUGACUCCAGCUCAGGAUCAGGCUCCCAAAGGUGCCCAGACCCCUUCGAAGGCUCCAGAAGAGAGGCCUCUGUCUGAUGAUGUGAGGACAGAACUGGUGUGA
Messenger RNA from Pipistrellus kuhlii (Kuhl's pipistrelle), 390 nucleotides. RefSeq names its product 60S ribosomal protein L29. Bases 1 to 390 code for a protein of 129 amino acids. The transcript has a single exon. The record is from RefSeq and is a predicted model, not a curated record. NCBI's taxonomy places the organism in Eukaryota, Metazoa, Chordata, Mammalia, Chiroptera, Vespertilionidae.